Molecule: messenger RNA, 225 nt
Organism: Clunio marinus
Lineage: Eukaryota; Metazoa; Arthropoda; Insecta; Diptera; Chironomidae
Source: the annotation of a GenBank genome assembly
AUGUGCCUUGACGUGACUUUCAUGCAAUCCCCAUUAGACAAAACAAAUAAAGAACAUGCUCAUGUAAUAUUUGUGUACACAUCACAUCGAGAGAGCGAGAGACACAUCAAACAGAGUGACGACCUCCCGCUGCUUCAUAUCUCUACCAUAGAUACGAGUAGAUUCACUACAUCCGACUUGAGAUGUCAAACAUCAAGUCAACGCUCUUCUGUCAAACACUCUUAA